Messenger RNA from Physcomitrium patens, 869 nucleotides. The record is from RefSeq and is a predicted model, not a curated record. NCBI's taxonomy places the organism in Eukaryota, Viridiplantae, Streptophyta, Bryopsida, Funariales, Funariaceae.
UCUUUUCUCUCAUUCCGUGAUAUUCUUUCCUUGCGAUUUUGUGGAGCUAAGGAGGGCAAUUUUUGCAGUGCGUUUUUCUGCUCGUUCGAGGGUUUUGGUUGGAGCGACGUAUCAGCAUCAUGGAGGGCGCUCGGGAGUGGUUCACGGAGCACAAAUUGCGUGCAGUUGGUACACUUUGGGCUUCAUCAUUGAUAGGCUCAUUUGCGUACAAUUUCGCUCAGCCAGGGGUGAAAAUGAGUGUCAAACUGAUACAUGCCAGGCUACACGCUCAAGCUUUGACCUUGGCAGCACUCGCCGGUAGUGCUCUGGUGGAGGCUUAUGAUCAUCAUUCAGGAGAGAAAGCAAAGAGAUACGAGAAGCACAUCUAAACCUUAGAACGUGAAUAGCGAAUUCAUAACCCCUUGAUUGUCUUCAUGAUCUGUUGCGUAUCAUUGGUCGAAGUUCAAUCAAUGAAGAAGCAUGCAUUAGUAGUGCUCGUUAGUUGUAAGGUAGAGGAAGUUAACUCGCUUGCAGUUUAUCAUGCAUUUUGGGAGUAUUUUUUGACUUCUUCACAACGCCCGAUGGUAGUGCCCCCCUGAGCAAUUAGGGUGGAUCAUUGAAAAAUCUAAUUGUUAGUCUUAUCGUUCUAGGAUUGGCUAAGGUUUUGAUUCAGACUCUGAUUCUUUUUUUUAUUCGUAAAUAUUUAAAAAUUUGUAGAUGACAAGAUGCUAUUCAGAUUGCGAUGGUUUUGACAUGAAUUGGCCUCCAUUUCCAUCAUUACCAUCAAUCCAUAUUUAUUUCUUUAACUAGUUAGUUAAUGGUAUUCUGAUAUAGCUUAUUCGGACAGUUCCAAGCUAGUAAAAUCUUAGUGAAUUUGAGUUUACUUAAAA